Sitodiplosis mosellana (orange wheat blossom midge) is the source of this 4546-nucleotide messenger RNA. RefSeq names its product copine-8-like. The transcript has 3 exons. Lineage: Eukaryota; Metazoa; Arthropoda; Insecta; Diptera; Cecidomyiidae. Gene Ontology annotation, biological process: cellular response to calcium ion. The record is from RefSeq and is a predicted model, not a curated record. Bases 721 to 2478 code for a protein of 585 amino acids. Gene Ontology annotation, cellular component: plasma membrane. Gene Ontology annotation, molecular function: calcium-dependent phospholipid binding.
AUUAAUUCGUUGCAGGUUUUGUAAUUCAUUUAUUUCUAAGUGUAGCGAAAUGUUUUUCUCUGAAUUUUGAUAGGACAGCACUAAUAAACAUUUCAACAUCAUUAUUAACCUUCACAUUCACAUUACACUUAAAAAAAAUUUUAAAAACAAAUCACGAAAUCGAAAUCUCGACGAACCAACCCAAAAAAAACAUGAAUUUACAUCGAUUUAAUUGGUCUUAUAUGUUUUUCAUUAUUAUCAUUGUAUUAAACCAAUUUGUUUGAAUUUGGCGGAUCCAGGAUAUCAAGAGUGAAGGAACGAAUCGUUGUGUUUAACAGUGUAUAGUGUGUUGAUAUUGGGCAGGAUAAUUGACGUUUGCCAUGUCACGAACUGCGCAUGUGCAGGUGCACCCAUGCUGCUAUCAACACAUGUAUCCAAAACACACACUACCUGUGUAAAUAUUGGUUCGAAUAGUUGACAGCAGAUAAAUUCAAAACAAACGCAAAAAGUGAUUGUAUACAUUAAUGAUGUGCUGUGUUUAAAUUCUUCACGAGGCAAAUAUUGUUUCUGUGUUUAAUUGAUCAAAGAGUCUUUUCCAAAUCAAAGAACCAUUAGUAAAAAUCAUUCGUUGCAAGUGUCCUUCCUGUAUUAGUCAUCUGUGUCAUUGCGUUUUUCUUCAAACAUUUUUUGUUUGCAAAACCGAGUGUAGAAAAAUCAAUUUUGUAAAGUGAAAAAAAAAAAAUGGCUCGACCUGGUCUAGUGGGAAUGGUUGGUUUGAAUAAAAAGAGAGAAAAGCAUGUCCACGUUGAAACUGAUGAAGAGCUACUGCAAGCGUAUAAAAAAAGUUUCAAACUCACGUCACGCGUUGAACUAACGAUAAGCUGUAAAAAUCUACCGAAUAUUCAUCGCCUGCGAGGCAUUUCAGAUCCAUUCUGCGUAAUUUCCGUAAAACGUCCAUGGCAAGAGCGAUACGUUGAAAUUGCUCGCACCGAAACGAUUGAAAAUCAAUUGAGUCCGCAAUGGUUUAAAAAAAUCGUGCUCGAUUAUAGUUUCGAGGCAAUACAACACGUUCAAUUCGAAGUUCGCGAUAAGGAUUUGGACGAGCAUGAUUUUCUGGGACGAUACCAUACGACACUUGGUGCAUUGGUUUCAUCGAACGGUCGACAAGUGGUCGGGAAAAUGAUUGGUAAAAUCGAUGGGGAAAUUAUUCGCGAUAAAAGCGAAAUCAUUAUUGUAACUGAAGAAGUUUCAAAUUGCAAACAAGUUAUGGAAAUUCAAUUUGCGGCUGAAAAUCUACCAAAACGAAAAUGGUUCCGCAACAAUGAUCCAUUCUUGGUGAUUUCACGCAUGAAUGAAGAUGAUUCGUAUUCAGUGGUUACAAGAACUAAAGACGCUGAAUCGAGUCAAAAUCCCGAAUGGGAAACAUUAAAAAUUCGCGUUGCAGCACUUUGCCAUGCGGACUUUGAUCGAAAAAUCAAAAUUGAGUGCUUUAGCGACAGGGGAAAUGGUUACCAUAAACUGAUUGGAGCAUGUUACACGACGAUCAAUGAAUUGAAUGCAAUUUAUCAAGAUGAAAAAUCGCUAACGUUGAUCCAUGACGAAAAACAAAAAUCCGAUCCGAACUACGUUGAUUCAGGCAUAUUGAAAGUGAUUAAGAAUAGCAUUGCCGAAGAAAUAUCGUUCUUGGAUUACUUACAAGGCGGAACACAAAUGCAUUUCGCCGUCGCUAUCGAUUUUACAUCUUCGAAUGGUAAGCACACCCAUCCACAAUCACUGCAUCAUUUAUGCGAGGAAAAGAUGAACAACUACGAGCUCGCUUUACGUGGUGUCGGCGAAACACUACAACAUUAUGACAGCGAUCAACUGUUCCCAGCUUUUGGUUUUGGUGCAAAAUUGCCAUGUGGCACGGUUUCAUUCCAAUUCCCGUUAAAUAAUAACGCCGAACAUCCGUACUGUUCGGGUGUUGAAGAAAUUCUUGAAAAUUACAAAGACCAAUUGAAUGCAGUUGAACUUCAUGAGCCGACCAACUUCGCUCCGGUUAUAAAAGAUACCAUUGAAAUUGCCAAAAAGUAUCAGGAUGGAAAGCAUUAUUUCGUGUUGUUGAUCAUAACGGAUGGAAUUAUAUCCGAUAUGACGUUGACGAAGGAGGCAAUUAUAGAAGCAUCCGGUUUGCCCAUAUCGAUAAUCAUUGUCGGAGUCGGUGAUGCUGAUUUUGAAGCCAUGAACGAACUUGAUGCCGACGACAAAGAGCUUAAUCUUGAUGAUCGUAUUGCUGAACGUGAUAUCGUCCAAUUCGUUCCUAUGAAUAAAUUCCUUACAGAAGAUGGACCAGACCAUAAACCUCAAGCAGAUUUGGCAGAAGAAGUAUUGGCAGAGAUUCCAGAGCAAUUUACAAGUUAUAUGAAAUCACGUGGAUUCGAACCAAGUGAAUGUGAAUCCGAGCCGACCGAUACACUCGAAAGAGAUGAAAAAAUAACCACUGAGUGUGAAGCGAAAUGAACUGAUACAAACACGUCCAAAAAUCAUUAUUAAUAACAAUUUAUGGUCAAUCUGAACGAACUCGAAAAAUCGACAUUCGCGAAAAAGAACUUUUAAAGGGAACGAAUUUGAAUACGAUGAGAAAAUACAACUGGGUAGAACAUGAUUAAUCGACAAAAACAUCAGAAAAAUCAAAAUCAUUGAUUAGUAAAUGGCGAUUAAGAUUUAAGUAAAACGAAAAUGUUUCGUUUAUUGAUCAAUCUAAUGUAAUAGCUCAGUUGUAUAUUCAUCAUCGAUAAAUGAAUGCGUCGAAAAAUAUUUGCACAUUAGAACGAAACAAACUUUUUGUUAGAUGGAUGCGGAAGGCCAUAUUUUGCACACAGACGUGCAAUUUUACGUAUUACAGUGUUCCGCAUUUAUGAAACAACAGAAUUUUAUUUCGCUUUGUUCUGCAAAUAUUCUGAGUUGCGCUUUGAUACUUGAGCAUAUCGAAUAAAGCGCAUAUUAAAUCUUUUCAUUCUGACGCGUACAAAAAAAACAAUAAAUCAAUAUUACACUCAGCUUUAUUCCUGCAUCAAUUCUCCCAUUUUGCCCCAUUUUAAGAUACCACCAUAUCUCGAGCAAAAGGUACGCACAGUCUAGGGGGAUUUAACUACGUGAAAACUUGUAAAAAAAAAUGAUAUAAAUGCGCACGAAAUUGUUACAUUCACCAGAGAACUUGCAUGAUUCCACUCAGUUGAUAAGUUCCGUAUUAAAACAACAUGCGCGAACUUGUGCGAACGCGCGCGAGUUCGUGUGCAAACAUGAAGCUGGACGACGCGCACACAUCAGUCGUUCCAUUUAUUAUAUCUGUAUUAAUUUUUUCUUCCAACACUUUCUCCAGCUCUUUAAAAAUAUUUCCUUUGUCCAUUUUAUAAUUAUAUAAAUCUUUGAACUUUUGGAAAAGGAUGUGAAAAAUCUUUAUACACGUAAACAACCGAUUUUUAACCGAUGUUGUCAAAUAACAACUUGAAAAACGCGCAAAACCAUAAACAAACUUGUGUAAACUUGUGACCGUGCGCGUCAGUACGGACAACGAACGCGUCGAACUUCCGCGAAUCAAGCGAACUGGCAGAAAACAUGCUGCACUUGUAAGAGUUAAAUUCCCCUAGCGCACAGUACAUAAGAGCCAAUGCAAAAGUUAAUUGAUGCGCAUAAGUAGCGCCACCUCUAAUGAUUACAGAGAGUUACCAUAAGUCGUAUGCAAUUGAUGUUGAGAAAAUGAAGAAGAAGAAGUAGACAUUCUAUUCAUUCACAUUGCAAUAAUGGCAAUCAGUAGAGAUGGUGCUCAUGUGCCGAUCAUAUCACUGUUACAACCCUUCGAUCUCGAGCAUAUUGACAGCAUUGGCAUUGCGAAAUAUUUGUACACAUUCUAAGCAUUUCAGGCAAGUUCGCGCAAAGCUAAAUGGAAGUUUUAAGUAAUUUGCGCAUAAUACAUUACUUACUAUACGAUAGUUUCGGCAAAGGCGACAGAUGACACUGACUGUUAUGUCAAAGUUUCGUUCAUACAAAACCUAGGGGCGAAAAUCGAAUUCUAUUAGAGUCUAGUUACAUUCAAUUUUAUAUAUUUUUUGCUUUAUGUCCUCUAAUUUUUCUAGUUUUGGUGCAAAAGUGCUAAUAUUGUGCCAUUAUUUCUAGUAAACCCGCUUGCAGAGCGUAUUACACUGUGAAUACAACGCUUAUGGAAAGAACUAACGGAACUAUUUUGUUAACAAUCAACAAUACGUCCAUAAGCGUUAACAUUGGCAAACCAAACUCACUAAUUUCUCCUAUUUUUCCUAUUAUCGUUGAAGAAUGUUCUAAUUUUACUCAUUUAAGUUUCGUGUCUCUCCCCUAGUACAAAACUCAUAGAAUACUCGAGAUAUGGAUACCAUAUAUCUCGUAUUUCCGAAUUUCUCACGAUUUUUACACAUUUUAUCGUUAAAAAUACUUUCUUGCAUCCAUUUUCAAUUAUUGUAAAAUUACCGAAUUAAAAUCAAGAGAAUUCACAAGAUUGAAGGUUUUUGGCUUUGCAAUAAAAAUUAAUUGAUUUGAUUAUUUUCCACACUAA